This is a messenger RNA of Penicillium waksmanii, 1017 nucleotides long. Its product is annotated as trihydroxytoluene oxygenase. Gene Ontology annotation, biological process: L-methylmalonyl-CoA metabolic process. The record is from RefSeq and is a predicted model, not a curated record. Gene Ontology annotation, cellular component: mitochondrion. Gene Ontology annotation, molecular function: methylmalonyl-CoA epimerase activity. The transcript has 4 exons. Lineage: Eukaryota; Fungi; Ascomycota; Eurotiomycetes; Eurotiales; Aspergillaceae. The coding region runs from base 1 to 1017 and encodes 338 amino acids.
AUGGCUAUCGCGAACCAUGGAGCAUCGGUUCCAGACCUCAUCGCUGUUGGCAGCGAGCAGGAGAAUGUAGAGGAAUGGAGAAAAAGAUGCAAUAUCGAUCAGAGUUCACAGAUACGCCUGGUGAAGUUGGCCCAUAUGCGGUAUCAACAUCCAGACUUGAAUCAAAUCACGACUUUCCUCCAAGACUUUGGUAUGACCGUGGCCAAGAAGACAGACCAGGAAAUCUGGUAUCGUGGAUAUGGUGAUGAUCAAUACGUCUAUUAUGCUCGAAAAGGACCCAAGAAAUUUCUUGGGGGCACUUUCGCUGUUGAGUCCUACGAGGAUUUGGAGAAUAUCGAAAAGCUGUCCAACUCUCCCGGCGGUGGAUUCAUCGUCAAGUUGAUUGACCCCGAGGGAUUCCCACUCAAUUUGAUGUAUGGGCAAGCCCCAGCAGAGAAAGGGGAAUAUCCGGAGAAACUUACUAUCAAUUAUGAGCAAGACAAGCCUCGCACUCGCAGGUUUCAGCGUUUCGAACCAGGCCCAGCAGCCGUGCACAAGCUGGGACAUUUUGGUCUAUGUACCCAGGAAUUUGAGAAGAUGGUCAAUUUCUAUACCACAACAUUCAACAUCGUCCCGACAGACUUUCUAUACGUCGAAAAGGAGGGAAAGAAGCACAAUGUCGCGUUAUUCGCACAUAUCGAUCGUGGAGCUGACUACGUGGACCAUCACAGCUUUUUCAUAAGCACCAAUGCCACAACUCAUGUCCAUCACUGCUCAUUCGAAGUCCAUGAUUUCGAUACCCAGAAGCUUGGGCAUCAGUGGCUUGCUGAAAAGAAGUAUGAAUCUGUGUGGGGUGUCGGGCGACACAUUCUUGGAUCGCAAAUCUUUGAUUACUGGUGGGACACCACUGGAAACAUGAUUGAACACUACGCAGAUGGAGAUCUUGUGAAUAAUCAAACUCCCAUUGGUUAUGGUCCCGCAGGAGACGAGUCGCUGGCAGUGUGGGGCCCUGAGGUACCUGCCUGGUUUUUGAAAUAG